This is a messenger RNA of Phyllotreta striolata, 4268 nucleotides long. NCBI's taxonomy places the organism in Eukaryota, Metazoa, Arthropoda, Insecta, Coleoptera, Chrysomelidae. The record is from the annotation of a GenBank genome assembly.
GUUGAUAUGUGUCAACUUCAAACUUCAAUGGAAUGUUCGUGUUUUUGUAAUUUUCAAUUUUCAAUUUCAAAUACUUGAGAAAUCAGAAAAUAAUGGAUCAAGACGAAAAUCCUUCGCACGAAAAUGAUCAGGAUCAACCAAAAAGCGAAAACGUGUUUAAAAAGCCGGUUUUGAUAGGAAAGAUCGGCAAACUUCCGAAAAAGUUACCUGCACAAAAGGUAAUCGAAAGCCCAUUAACAGCGGAAGAAAAUAUCCCUGUAAGUACCGAGCAAGCAGAGCCCACUCAGAUCGAGGAUUCCAAACUUACUAAAGGCCCCACGUUCACUCCAGCCCAACAAGCAACAGACCAUUCAGUACCAUUACCCUACAAAGAGCCCCCUUGGUCCGGAUUACCAAAGAGCAACGGGAAAGACUAUAUUUUUGAAGUUUUGAAAAAUGGUACAAUUAUCGAGACAAUUAACUUAAUGGAUAAGCCGUUUUGGGUAUUCGGCCGGCUAACCAGCUGCAAUGUUAAUUUGCAACAUCCUACUAUCUCUAGGUACCACGCCGUCCUGCAAUAUAGAAAAGAGGCUUCCGAGAAGGACGGACCGGGGUUUUACAUCUACGAUUUGGAUAGCACGCAUGGUACAUAUUUAAACAGAAGCAAACUUAAACCUAAAGUACAUGUUAGAAUGAGAGUUGGCCACAUGUUGAAAUUGGGAUUCAGUACCCGAUCGUUUAUACUAAAUGGUCCGGAAUACGAUGAAGAAGAAGAAUCUGAGUUGACUGUGACCGAGUUAAAACAGAAGAGAGAUGAAGAUCUGAGAAAGCGACAGGAAGAGAAACUGAGAAUUGAGAAGGAACUCGAGGAGAAAAAGAAGAAAGAGGAAGAAAGGGGAGUCGAUUGGGGAUUAGGUGAAGAUGCAGAAGAAGAGACUGAUUUAUCGGAAAAUCCUUACGCCCAAACUAACAAUGAAGAAUUGUAUUUGGAUGAUCCUAAAAAGGCACUGAGAGGGUUCUUCGAAAGAGAGGGAUUGGAUCUUGAAUACAAUUGCAACGAGCAAGGUAUCGGACAAUUCCUUUGUAGAGUCGAAUUACCAGUAGAUGACGAAAUGGGAAGGCCUAUUGUAGCCGAAGUUCUUCACAAAGGGAAGAAGAAAGAGGCAGUUGUACAAUGCGCUUUGGAAGCUUGCAGGAUUUUAGAUAGGUACGGAGUCCUUCGUCAGGCCACUCACGAAUCUCGCAAGAGGAAAGCGAAAAAUUGGGAAGAAAACGAUUAUUAUGACAGCGACGAAGACACGUUUUUGGAUAGAACCGGAACCAUCGAGAAAAAGCGAGAGAAAAGGAUGAAUGCCAAAGCUCCACAAAAAGCAGAAACGUACGAAAGUUUGAUGGAAAAAGCCAAAUCAAUUUCCACCAAAAUCACUGAACUCGAAAAGCAACUAUCGUCGCUCCAAUCAAAGCAAGAUCGAAACGAUAAAGGCAACGCCGAUGAGGAUUCGUUAGACGCGUACAUGAAAAGCCUAUCCGAAUCGAAAUCGGACAAAACCGCUUUAUCCGCGUUGAAAUUAGAAAUAUCCCAACUUCGAGCUGAACACUCGAAAGUCGUUAGAUUAGUCAACAUCGCCAAACCGGCGACGAUGCCGGCGCUACUCUCGUACGAAGACUCCCUGCCCGGUACGAGCAAAGACGCCAAAGCCAAGGCUUUUCCGAUAUUCGGCAAACGGAAAAAGAUCGAAGUGAAAUUCGAAGAUAAAUCGAAGAACGUCGUGCAUUCUAACGACGCGGACGACGAGGCGGACGAAGAAGUAACCACAACCGAAACGACGGUUGGCAAUGAUUCGAACGAGACUGAAGAGAACCGAGAUAAUAACGAGGAUGUUCGAACUACGAGCAGUAACGCUUCCGAGGAAAAUUUACCGGGCACCAGUCGCGAGGGUUUAGAGGAUUCCUCGUCGUCUUCUUCCGUUGUAUCCGAUGAGGACGAUGCUCGAAAUUCCAGUUCGUAUAGUGGUUUACGUUUCAUUGAAUAUUUGAAAAAAUUUGAAAACUUGUUGACAGCGUCGGUUCCGUUUUCCAGUAUGCAGCAGGGACAAAGCGCGCAGGAGACCGAAUUGUACGCGAUGGUGCAGGAGAAAUGGCAAAAAAUACUGCACGAUUUCAAGAAACUGGCCAGCAGUCAGGAUCGCAUGGACGUCGAUUGGAAAAUUUUGUUCGCCAAAAAGAAGAAAGUGUUCAAAUUGAUCGCCGACAUGAAACGAGCCGGGCCCGAUGAGAAAACGAAACACCGAGUGUCUUCGGAACUGACUAGAUUCCUCUUGGAAAUCAGCUCGAUGACCAAAGAAAAGUGCAGGGCCGUAGAGAAAGUGAAGAAAAUUGCCAAAGAAAUGAAGAUUAUAUCCGAGACUAUCGUUAAGGAUUUUAUCGAUAGUGAAGAAACUCCCGUCGAAAAAGAUAGCAAUAAAAUGGAAGCAGAAGAAGAAGAAGAAGCUAAAUGCAGUCAAGUUUCUUCCUCGAAUGCUCCAGUAAACGAUUCUAGCCCGCCUAAUGACGCAUCCAAUUCACCUGAUAGUAGUUUGAAUGCGUUAGAGGAGCAAUGCGAGAGCGCGGAAAAUGGUAAUAACGAUGAAAAGAAGAAGAAAAAGAACCAGAGAAGAACGCAACAAAGGCAAGAGAAGAUAGAACAAGAACGUCAAAGGGGGUACGAGGAAGAUGCAUAUCGCGAAAAUUAUUGCAUGUGGGUACCCCCCGAUGACCAAUCGGGAGACGGAAAGACUAAUUUGAACGAUAAAUUCGGUUAUUAAUUUUAUUUUGUUCGAUUAUCACUCGCUUAUAGACUAGUUUACUAGUUCUCGUUGAAUUAGAGAAUCAAUCUUUGAGUUAGCGAUAAAGCAUUUUCCUAUCGUUUAGUUUAGACGAUGCACUGGAUAAUCGUUUACUUUUGUAUUUACUGUUUGUUUUAGGCAUCUUUUAAUCAAUGUUUUAUAGAGUUACGCUGUGAAAUGAAUAGAUUUAAUAGAAAAAUCUUCCAGUUUUGUAGUUUGCAAAAAAAAAAACAGGAAAAUGUUUAAUAAAAAUUGUUUAUUGAAAUACAUUUCAAAUAGUUUGUACGAAAAAUACAUUCCGACCUUACACAGCCUACAAAACCCACGAUUAUAAUAUUUUGUACUUUUACCUACAACUCCACUGAUCUACACUAUCACAUAAAUUAACGUUACAUCUAAUACAGUCGAUUGAAAACAGUUAUCACCGAAUAUAUCCUGCGUAUUUCCACAGGUAAUUUUUAUUCUAUACGACAUACAUACGAGGGUAAGGUGAAAAGUUCUCGGUCUACAUGAAGCCUUCCAUAUUCUCAUUUCCGGGAAGGUACAGGAUGCCAGACCAAGUGUAUUGAAGUCGGGGAAAAUAAUAUAAUUUAACUGAAAAUCAGGCCGAAAACUUUUUCCCUUACCCUCGUGAUAUUUUUAAAAUUUAAACAUCAUAAAUGGAGAAACUAAUUAUAAAAUACAAUAAGUUAUUAAGUAAUAUUACCAAGAGCAUAUAUCAAAUUUAAUUCAGUUCUAAAUUUAAUUUUAAUUAAAAAUGUUUUCUAUGUACGAAAUUAUCUAGUUUCUAGAACUAUAGGAAAAUAUUGUUUUAUUUCAAUAGCACUAAAUGGAUGCCCAUGUGUAGCUAUAAGACAAACUUGCUUCCAAUAGUAAUACGCAUUUUGAUUUUUUAAUAGAAUUUCCAUCCCUAAAACGAAGCCCUUUUCACCCUUACAUAACUUAUCCUCUAUCUUUAAACAACAUGGUCGUGGGACCUUUGGGAGACAGCAAAAAUUCAAAUUGCAACUCCAUGGGUUCGACCGUCUCUAUCUCAAAGUUUCUCACGGUACUUUCCAGUAUAAUCGGCAACACGUGCUCUAUGAACCUCUUCCCGGGGCAAAUUCUCCUCCCCACGCCGAACGGGCUCACCAAGAACGUAGCGUUGCUGGUAGUAGCGGAUUUCUCUUCGCCCAGCCACCGUUCCGGCCGGAAUUCCCCGGCGUCGCGGAAAUAUUUGUCAUUUUUGCACGCUAUUCCCGUGUGGCAAAUCACAGCGCUGCCGGCGCUGACUUUGUACCCCGACAGCUCCAGAUCCUCUUCCGUCACCCUCGCCAGGCAAUAGGCAGUCGGGAGGAGCCGGAAGGAUUCCAGCACGCACGCUUUCAAGUACGAUUUCGACGAAUCCUCCAGGAUCUUCUCCUGCGUUGAUGGGUGCAUGGCUAUUAGGUAGAGCAAAAACACCAGGCUGUUCUUCAAGGUGUA